Molecule: messenger RNA, 954 nt
Organism: Guillardia theta CCMP2712
Lineage: Eukaryota; Cryptophyceae; Pyrenomonadales; Geminigeraceae
Exons: 8
Coding region: 295-954 (219 amino acids)
Source: RefSeq, a predicted model, not a curated record
AAGUUCUUGGAGGAGAUAAACGAGCAAGAACCAGCUAAGGUUGUGCAAGAUGAUGAAGAAUUCUUGAUUAAGGGGCUCAUUUCUGUGUACAAGCAUCUUUCAUCCGACAGCGAGAAAGCACUCUCACUUCAAUGUAUCGUUGCCUUGUGCUCACUAAUACGGAACGCCACGAAGUUUCUCAUCAACGAUGAAGACUUGAAUCGUUUCUUGCACGAGUUGACCUCGGACAACAACAAGGCGGGAUAUCAAAAUGAAAGGAUUAAGCUCCUCCUCUUCCUCCUUGUGGACAUUGCGAUGUUUGUUGGGAGCAGUGAAACAGCAAACCCUCCAUCAUACGAUCUUGCGGUUUGUUUCUGCUCCAAUGUGAUAGGAGCCUUCACAAGCAUCCUCGACAUGCUUGACUCGGAGAGUGAGCAGAUUGUGCGAGGAGUGGUCGCCCUUACAGUGAACGUCCUAUACAUCUUGUACACGCAGCAGGAGGGGAAGGAAGCUUCCAUGAGCAUGACGGACUUUAAAGACCAGCUGCUCAACCAUCGCAACGGAUCAUUCUUCGGCGAGACUUUGCUCCAAAUCCUCAACUCGCACGAAGGAGAGAAAAACGAGGCGGAGAGGAUGCUUGUGGCUGUGCAUGUCCUUCUUUUACAAGAAGACAAGAAAGAGAACCAUCAAGGAUCUGUUCGGAGAAUCAUUUUCUUUGACAGCGACCUUCCCAUCCUUCUCACAGUAGCUUUGCGCCUGUUGUCUGAGGAGGACGAUGAGUCGCAACAGACUCUCUUGAUGAAGAUCCUGUUUGACUUGAUGUCCAUGGAGACAAUACAAGGGAACCAGAUGACGUGUAAAGAUAUAUCAUUGACGAUGAACAACUUGUUGGAAUCCUCAAGAGUAAGCAGACUGGUCAAGGACCAAGCAGAAGAGUUUCUCACGGAAUUCAUUCACGUGUUGGAUAGACAAUGA